UAAGAGGAGCGAUCGCUGCCGCCGAGUCUCGCCAGACUGCGACGUAUAUUGGGAGUGAAAAUGUUUUCUUUUGGCUCUUCCUUUUGGGCGCCGGAAUGAGAGACUUUAACGCCCAAAUUAAUGGGGUGGAAUGCAGAUUUAGGACCCUGCGAAGUCUUUAACUCGUAUCCGUCCACUCGCUCAGGCGCCCCGAGGGCAGUCCUAGUGGGGUCCUCGUAGCCGGCCAAGAUGGCUGCCCCCGCACUGACGGCUGUGCGAGGAUGGUCGGGCCUGGCUCUUCAAGUGGACCGUGCCGCCUGGCGACUUCCAGGGCUAACCCAGGUGAGAUGGAGCCGUUACGGUCCUGAAUUCCGGGAUCCCCUAAUUGACAAAGAACAUUACCGCAAGGCUCUCACCAAGGAGGAAAAAUAUGAGCAGGAGCUCAAGAAAACUCAGCUCGUCAAAGCUGCCCCAGCGUCGCAAACAAGUUCUGUGUUUGCAGACCCGGUGAUCAGUAAAUUCACCAACAUGAUGAUGAAAGGAGGAAACAAAGUACUGGCCAGAUCCCUCAUGAUCCAGACUCUGGAAGCUCUGAAAAGGAAGCAGUUUGAGAAGUACCAUGCUGCUACCACAGAAGAACAGGCAACUAUUGAACGCAACCCCUACACCAUCUUCCACCAGGCACUGAAAAACUGUGAGCCUGUGAUUGGGCUGGUACCCAUCCUUAGAGGUGGACACUUCUACCAGGUCCCUGUGCCCCUAGCCGACCGCCGCCGCCGGUUUCUGGCUAUGAAGUGGAUGAUCACUGAGUGCAGAGAGCAUAAGCACCGGCGGACAAUGAUGCCAGAGAAGCUUUCACAUGAGCUGUUGGAGGCUUUUCAGAACCAGGGCCCAGUGAUCAAGAAGAAGCACGACAUGCACAAGAUGGCUGAGGCCAAUCGUGCCCUGGCCCACUACCGCUGGUGGUAGAGGGAGAUGAGAGACUGUGGGAGGGACGGGGGCACGGCUGCAGGAAGCCACAUGAGCCACUGCCCUGUUGAAAAGUAACUGUGAGUUAAGGAUGACUGACUUUCCUUUUUAAGCAGAUGGAGCAGCGUGACUGUUGCCCAUUACUCCGGUGCUCGAACUGGUUUCCCUGUUCCAUCACCUUAUAGAGAGGGAACAUACCCACUUGGGGAUUGACUCCAAGAAACUCAGACUGAGUCUUCUCUUCCCUCAGCUAGGGGUAGACCUUUAGAUGCUAUGAAAGGAAGCAGUAUCAGUAUGAGAAAAAGAUUUAUUAGAAAAUCCUCACCCUGACCUUGUGAAGAAUGUGAUGCUGAGCUAUGGUUUAUCACAACUGACUGGAGGUUUAUCUCCACAGCUGUCCCUGUGCAAAGUGUUUAAAAUGCAAUUUCUCUUGUGCCUUGUGCUCUGCCUCUGCCCUCUGACAUGCCAAAGCAUCCCACCAGUGGCUGUUGUUACCCAUUUUACAGAUGGGAAAACUGAGGCACCAAAGCAGUGUUGUGCCAAUAGUUACUCGGUCCAGUGGUUGUUAAGAGUUGGCCCAGGUGGAAGGUGAUAGGAGAAAGAAACAGAGGGGUAGUCUUAAACCAGGAAGAGCACGUCUGUUUCGUGUCUCCAACUCCUGAGGAGGGGAAGGGAAUAGGGCAGGACCACA
This is a messenger RNA of Castor canadensis (American beaver), 1639 nucleotides long. RefSeq names its product mitochondrial ribosomal protein S7 (gene Mrps7). The record is from RefSeq and is a predicted model, not a curated record. NCBI's taxonomy places the organism in Eukaryota, Metazoa, Chordata, Mammalia, Rodentia, Castoridae. Gene Ontology annotation, biological process: translation.